UGUCUGUCUCUCUGCUCUCUGAUUGGUUGAUCCCGGUUCAGCGCUCCAGAUGUAAACUCCUCCUCUCCCUCCAGAUCUCCGCGCGCUCGUCCCAGCGCUGCAGUCCGGUGGAAGCUCGCGCCCACAUUGUUGUUUGCGCCGCACGUGCGUACCGGAGGAUGUAAUAUUUCAUUCAAGGACAAAAGACGCGCUCGGGGAAAUUCUCGGAUCUGCCGCUUGGCUUUUUUUGGAGGUUUUGUUGUUUUCUUUUGUUUUUUCCUGUUAUUGGAUGAUACAGUUAUGGCUUGGAGCUCGCGCUCGGGUCUGUCGCUGCUGCUGCUGCUUCUUAUCGCGUUGUGCGGCGGUGCAGGAGUAGCGCGCGCGUUCGGUGCCGCCGGCGCAGCGACGGAGGAGGAGGACGAGCCGGAGAGCGCGUGCGAACCGAUCCGCAUGUCCAUGUGCCGCGAUCUGGGUUACAACGUCACGCGCAUGCCGAACCUGGUCGGUAACGUACUUCAGGCGGACGCCGAGCUGCAGCUUUCCACGUUCACACCGCUCAUCCAGUACGGCUGCGCCAAACAGCUGCGGUUCUUCCUGUGCUCAGUCUACGCCCCAAUGUGUACUGAGAAGGUCCCGGAGCUGAUCGGUCCGUGUGGCAGCAUGUGUCUCUCGGUACAGAGAAAGUGUUUGCCAGUUCUACAGGAAUUCGGCUUCACGUGGCCUGACCUGCUAAACUGCAGCCUGUUCCCACCCUCAAAUGAUCACACCCACAUGUGCAUGGAGGGUCCGGGCGAGGAGGACGAGGACGACGUACGUUUUCCAUCUGUGCGCACGUUGCGCCCACGCCACGGCCUCGACGCUGAGUGCCUCCCACUUGACCAUGACCCAGGCGACGACCCCAGUCCACCAGACCGCUAUGUGUGGUCAAAGCGCAGCGGUUCCUGCGUCCUGCAGUGUGGCUAUGACUCUGGAUUAUACAGCCGCUCUGCAAAGACUUUUGCGGAUGCCUGGAUAGCACUGUGGGCAGGGCUUUGCUUUGUCUCCACCUCCUUCACCGUGCUGACCUUCCUGCUCGACUCGGGACGGUUCUCGUACCCGGAGCGUCCGAUCGCCUUUUUGAGCGUGUGCUACAACGCGUACAGCGCCGCCUUUCUGGUGUUGUUAGCAGCUGGACGCGAGCGUGUUUCAUGCGAUGUUGAUGAGGCUACCGUCCCCAUGCUAGCAAGGGAUGGCUUGAAGAACUCUGGCUGUGCAGUGGUCUUUUUGUUAGCUUACUUUUUCGGAAUGGCAAGCUCUGUGUGGUGGGUAAUCCUCACGCUUACGUGGUUCCUAGCAGCAGGACUUAAGUGGGGACAUGAGGCAAUCGAGAUGCACAGCUCCUACUUUCAUGUGGCAGCGUGGGCAAUCCCAGCGAUCAAAACCAUUGUGGUGCUCGUCAUGCGCCUGGUCGACGCGGACGACCUUACCGGCCUGUGCUAUGUCGGCAACCAGAACCUAGAGGCACUCACAGGUUUUGUGGUGGCACCGUUGUUUACAUAUUUGGCUGUUGGGACUUUGUUCAUUGCCGCCGGUCUCGUCUCGCUGUUUAAGAUCCGGUCCAACUUGCAGAAAGAUGGUGCCAAAACAGACAAGCUGGAACGACUCAUGGUGAAGAUCGGCGUCUUCUCUGUGCUCUACACUGUCCCGGCCUCUUGCGUCGUGGCGUGUUACUUCUAUCGUGUCUCAAAUUGGUCUGACUUUCAGCGAGCACCGAGUGACUCGUACGCCGCUGCCGAGAUGCUCAGGAUCUUCAUGUCCUUGCUGGUGGGCGUAACUUGUGGCAUGUGGGUGUGGUCUGCCAAGACACUGCAGACCUGGAAACGCCGCUGGAUACGCCUCCUCUGCCCACAGAGCAGCACACGACGAACCCACACUAACAAAAACGUCAGUGGUAAAGGGAACGAGACUGUGGUGUGAGGCAGGGAGAAUCCGUCUGGCAUGGACAGAGCAACAUCUGGUGGACACUUGCUGCCACUGUAUCACUUAUGCAUCAUUGUUCUGUCUGGACAAAUGUCAUCAGGUUGUUGUUUUUUUCUACACUGGAAAACAGUGGAAAACAUGCAAUAGGAAGUUGUGUCAUGACAGGAAGCGGUGUACUUGCAGGAAAUAGCAGGGCUGCUUUUCCACAUUUGGGAACAGGACAAUGAGCCGAAUGAAGUGCCUUAUUUCUCAGACCUCUCAAAUUGUGGUAGCUUUCACCUACAAUGCAGCAGACACCUGGGAAAUAGGAAGUUUUUUUUCUCUCCUCAGUAAACAUAACCAUUUACCUCGCAUACAGACCACGCCCAUCUAUUCUCUGCAUUUGGAUACUAAUACCAUGGCUUUUGCCGUAUGCAGACGGGCACCCUGAGGACAACAUGUACAGUUAUUAGCACUAUGUAGCACCGGGAAACAGAUGCGUCUCGAGUGAUGUAGUAGUGCCUUUGCUUCACUACAGCUUACUGGAGUGUAAAUGUCUCCUCAUCACCACACUCAGUUCACUACAGAGUUCACAUAAACACCUUACUAUAAAUGCACUAUUGACUUAAACAUCAGUCUGGGGUUACAGAAGUAUUCAGUGCAUUAUGGAAGGUUUUUUUUAUGUGCAUUUGUUUUUCCUCCAUUAUAGGCCCUUUCCUUUAUAUUAGCAACAGAUUCACAUUUUGAUGUGUCAAACUUUAAGUUUAAAACUGUAAAGGGUCUUAGGAAGUGCAAGGAACUAGGGAACGGGUAGCUGAGUGUUUAAGAUGCUGGAAUUCCGAUUGAAAAGUCAUGAGUUUAAAGCACCAUCAAGCUGCCAUAGCUGGGCCCUUAAGCAACCCUCAACAGCUCAGUUGUAAAAGUAGAUAAUAUUAAUAAUAAUAAGUCACCCUGGAUAAGGGCGUCUGCCAAAUGCUAUAAAUUUAAAUGGGUUUUAUUUGUUAGCUGUUUGUUGAACGAUUAAGACGGUGGAGUUCUGAUUGUAGUAAGUUCAAAGCCCAGCAACACUAAACAGCCAUUGUUGGGAUCUUGAGUAAGCUCCUUAACCCUCAACUGCUCAGUUGUAUAAAUGAGUAAUUCAGAAUAAGUCGUACAGCCAAACACUGCUUUAUACUCAUUCUUUUUAAAUGUAGUGACCUAAAAAAUAACAACAGUGAAAAUAGAAGAGUUCUAUAAAAAUCCUGCCGUGUUUUCGCCGACUAUUGUUCCUACUUCUGUGAAGUUUAUUAAAUGUAAAACGGCAACUUUUACUAAGCAAUAUACCACAAAACCUUCAAUGACGAAACCCACCAGAUUCUGCCUUUUUUAGUCAUUCUAAUACAGUAUUAUUUUACAAAACUUACUCCGACUGUAUAACAGGAAAUUAAAGUGGGUUGUGGGGCACCAGGAAACGAUACUUAUAAUAUGUAAUGGUCUGUCUGCAUGUUGAUGUACUGCAACUCUGUUUCCUGUGUGGUUCCUCAUUUUCUUUGAUGCACCUUCACCACAGUUAGAUUAAUCUACUCUGAACCCUUAGAAAGGGAAACUGGUGCACUUUUCAUACUUCUGUUUUUUUAUAUAUUUUUGCUGCUGGAACUAGCCAUCACAGGAACUAGCCAUCGCAGGUCAUCUUUAAAUAAACACAAUGAAGUGAAAGAACUCUAAAUGAAAUCAGACAAAAUGUAAUAAUUGUAGUGGAAUCGACGGCAUUAGAACGCAAUCUGACUCCGAAGGCAAACUUAAGUGUGUGUGUAGGUUAUCGUUCCUCCUGAUCAAUUGCGUAUAUGUUUUUGGUCGAAUGCUAGGCAUGACAAGCAUUUGACUGUAAUCUGUGUCAAAUCUAGACAAUAGAAACACUGAUUUGUUCUCACAUUAGCCCGGAAUUGAUUUCAGAUACAGUUUGCCAACAUUAACAAACGAAACCCUACAGUACUUGUGUAGAAAACGUUACUUUUUCCCUAUCUGGGUAAUGGAAAUCGCAUUACAGUAGAGCUGUGGCCAAAUUCUUCCAUGAAGAAUUGAUAUAUUUCAUACAGCUUCUACAAACAGCCUAAUGUGAGACAAAAUCAUGUUAAUUACAUCUUUGAUAGACUAGAUAAAGGCAUUAAUCAUGAAACAAAAAAACAGCACUAACUAAAGCCAUCUAAAUAGCUAAAAGACAACCGAAGAGUUCGCUAGCUAACAUAACUAGCAAGAGAUAAUCAAUGAUAAAUCUCCAGAAAACACCUAAUUUCCUUUUACAAGUUUUAGGGAUUUGAUUGUUGGUUGUUAUUCAAUGAUUCUGACAACAUUGUGUUGCCUUAUAAAGUUACAAAUGUUGAUUGAAACACAAUUGUUAGCACAGAUUUAGGACAAAUACACAAUAAACUAGUUUUCAUAUCACCUCAGGGCAGCUAGAACAUGACCAUCUCCUUCAGCCUCCCUAAUUAAAUGGUGUAUUAGCAUAGGUUAAGACACUGUCCUCCAUGUGCUUCUAAACAUGACGAGAUAACGACAAUAAAUAGUGCACUAUGUAAUGAAAUGGGUGUGGACAUUUCCAAACCUUCCUGGUCUUAAACACUUGGCGUGAACUAUUUAAAAUUAUAUAACGAACGUCCUCUUGGACAAGCACACAACAAUACACACACACACACACACACACACACACACACACACACACACACAAUGUAAACUGCAAGACAAUCGCUGAAGUGAAUGUAUGUUACAAAGUGCCUCAGACACAUACACACAAUUUUGUGUUGGGCUUUUUUGUAGCUUUGUUGUGUUUUAAUAUUGUAAUAUGCUAAUUUAUCUUUGUAAAAAAACAUCAGUGAAAUGCAAAACAGGUUUGUUAUUUAAACGAUAUUGUAUGGGGCGAAGAUGAAAUAAAACUCUGGGUUUCUGACA
Molecule: messenger RNA, 4842 nt
Organism: Silurus meridionalis
Lineage: Eukaryota; Metazoa; Chordata; Actinopteri; Siluriformes; Siluridae
Gene: fzd4
Product: frizzled class receptor 4
Exons: 2
Coding region: 280-1935 (551 amino acids)
Biological process (GO): non-canonical Wnt signaling pathway; canonical Wnt signaling pathway; retina vasculature morphogenesis in camera-type eye
Cellular component (GO): plasma membrane
Molecular function (GO): Wnt-protein binding; Wnt receptor activity
Source: RefSeq, a predicted model, not a curated record